Messenger RNA from Orbilia oligospora ATCC 24927, 1650 nucleotides. RefSeq lists its product as uncharacterized. NCBI's taxonomy places the organism in Eukaryota, Fungi, Ascomycota, Orbiliomycetes, Orbiliales, Orbiliaceae. Bases 1 to 1650 code for a protein of 549 amino acids. The record is from RefSeq and is a predicted model, not a curated record. Gene Ontology annotation, molecular function: zinc ion binding; nucleic acid binding. The transcript is spliced from 12 exons.
AUGUCUGGCUGGGAUGAUGGUCCGGUUCAGGUCGAUGAAGGGGAAUGGGUCCCCCCACCAAUGCCUGUAGCCACAGGUCUAACCACGAACAACAUCUCCUCUGGUGACAACUUCUUUGAAGAUGGAGCUGACGGUGGUGAUCGCCCUCGUGGUGCUCCUGGCGCCUGCCGUAGGUGCAACGAGGAAGGUCACUUCGCUGCUGAAUGUCCGAAUCAGAAGUGUAGCUGUUGUGGCCAAAAAGGCCACUCUGCUAGCAAGUGCCCUACUCCCAAGUGCAACAUUUGCAACACCGAGGGUCAUAUUCCUUUUGAAUGCCCCCAGAAGGAUAAUCAAGCCUGCCGACACUGCGGCGAGACCGGCCACAUGGUCAAAGAAUGCCCCAUCAGAGCAAAUGAGCCAUGCCGUAACUGCCAACAACUUGGUCACCGUGCUGCCGAGUGCACGAAUCAACGCAAGAUGCAAUUCGGUGGAGCUGAUCUUGAAGGCGAAGUCGAGGACAAAGAUCAAAAGAUCGAGGCUUGUUGGAAUAACAUGGAUCAGGCUUCGAAGGAUCGAGAUCUCGAUGCUUUCAAAGAUGCAUUCUUCAAAUACGUUGCUCUUUGCCCAGAUUCCACUUUUCCGACCCUCCAAAACGCCUUUAAGGAGGAAGGAAAAUUUGCUUAUGGCUUAGUUGCUAUUAAAAAAGAUAUCACUGGUACCCAAGUUAUCGUCGAUCUUCAAGGUAACAUGAACAAGAAGUUCGUCGUUACUUUUCAGACAUCGGUCAAAGGUCGACGAACGAAAGGUGCUGCCAAGGACCCGGAAAGGUUCCCCGUCGAUGAUAACGACAACAUGUCUCGCUUGGAAAACGCUGGAUUCGUCCAGGAGUCCUAUGUCCCAUGGUGCUAUAACUGCAAAGAAACCGGUCACGUUUCUCGAGCGUGCCCUCAAGAACGUCAAGCCAGGGAUCCUUCCGACAUCCCUUCCAUCAAAUGUGUCAACUGUGAUCAGGAAGGGCACCGUGCUCGUGAUUGCCCUGAGGAACGUAAGCAGCGAAGAAAUCCGAACGCUUGCCGCAACUGUGGUGAAGAGGGUCACGAAGCCAAGGAAUGUGAGAAACCUCGUGAUGCUUCUAACGUUCAAUGCCGCAAGUGCGAAAAAAUGGGACAUUUCUCCAAAGACUGUCCCGAUGCUCCCAAGAUGACCUGCCGUAAUUGCGAUCAAGAAGGACACCGCGCCGCUGAAUGCCCUGAGCCAAAGAAGGGUAUGACCUGCAACAACUGCGGAGAGGAAGGUCACCGACGUGUCGAUUGUACCAAUCCUCGCAAGAUCAUUUGCAACAACUGCGACGAGGAAGGUCACGUUGGACGCGAUUGCCCCAAGCCUAGAGAUCCAGCUCGAGUCAAAUGUCGCAACUGCGAUGAGAUGGGUCACAGUGCUAAGGAGUGCCCGAAGCCUCGUGAUAUGUCACGUAUCAAAUGUAAUGAGUGUGGGGAAAUGGGCCAUUGGUCUCGAAACUGCACAAACAAGGGUGCCGGUGGUGAUGAUGACGGCUUCAAUGCUACUUCUGGCGGUGGUGCUGACUACGGCAGCGCUCCCGCUGUCGACACCACCCAACAACUCUGGAAGCAGGACGAGCCUGAAGUCUCUUCUGGCGGUGGCGGCUGGUAG